Messenger RNA from Oncorhynchus masou masou (cherry salmon), 2634 nucleotides. RefSeq names its product eukaryotic translation initiation factor 4E family member 2 related sequence 1 (gene eif4e2rs1). Gene Ontology annotation, biological process: translational initiation. Gene Ontology annotation, molecular function: translation initiation factor activity; RNA 7-methylguanosine cap binding. Gene Ontology annotation, cellular component: eukaryotic translation initiation factor 4F complex; cytoplasm. The record is from RefSeq and is a predicted model, not a curated record. The transcript has 8 exons. Lineage: Eukaryota; Metazoa; Chordata; Actinopteri; Salmoniformes; Salmonidae. The coding region runs from base 147 to 818 and encodes 223 amino acids.
UUGGCGAAGUAAUUUAGUCAGCUCGUUAAUCAAAACGUUUAGCCAGCUAGUUAAUUAAAGCGAUUAUCUAGGAACCUUUAAACUCCUUAACAAACCAGGUUCUCGUGAGGUUCGCUACUCUGUGAGGAGGACUGGUCGAAGCUGAGAUGAACCAAUUUGAACAUCUGAAAGAUGACGACCCAGAGGAUCAGGAUGAGGCCGUCUGUAACCGGGAGGAAGACGGCUCCAUCAACAACAACCGACGCAAGACGGUGAGUCCUGCAGUAGGGGAACAUCCUCUCCAGUAUAACUAUACCUUGUGGUAUUCUCGGAGGACUCCGUCCCGGCCCGCCAACACACAGAGUUAUGAACAGAACAUCAGACAGAUCGGCACGGUCGCAUCGGUGGAGCAGUUCUGGAAGUUCUACAGUCACCUGGUGCGACCGGGAGAUCUGACUGGCCACUCUGACUUCCACCUGUUUAAAGAGGGAAUCAAACCCAUGUGGGAGGAUGAAGCUAAUAAGAACGGUGGGAAGUGGAUCAUCAGGCUGCGGAAAGGUCUGGCCAGCAGGUUCUGGGAGAACAUUAUUCUGGCCAUGUUGGGAGAACAGUUCAUGGUGGGAGAGGAGAUCUGUGGGGUGGUGGUCUCUAUACGAUUCCAGGAGGACAUCUUGUCUAUAUGGAAUAAGACGGCCAGCGAUCAGGUGACGACAUCUAGAAUCCGAGACACUCUUCGACGCGUCCUGAACCUCCCUCCCAACACCAUUAUGGAGUACAAGACACACAACGACAGCCUCAAGGAUAAUUCCAGCUUCCGCAACACAAAGAUCACCCUGUGAAGAGGCAAACCACCUGACCGUUUCUCCACUCUCUCUCGGCAUCUCUCUUUCUCUCUCGGCAUCUCUCUUUCUCUCUCGGCAUCUCUCUUUCUCUCUCGGCAUCUCUCUCUUUCUCUCUCGGCGUCUCUCUUUCUCUCUCGGCGUCUCUCUCUUUCUCUCUCUGCGUCUCUCUUUCUCUCUCGGCAUCUCUCUCGGCUUCUCUCUCUGGCAUCUCUCUCUGGCUCUUUCUCUCCAGGGUUCACAAGGUGAUUGAGGUGCUUAAAAUACUUGAAUUAGCACUCUGAAAUGGAACACCUUGAAAAUCUGACGUUUUCUCAAGUUGGUACUUGAAAAGUACUUGAAUUAAAAUUAAAGGAGAACAGAAAAUGAUCAAAUAUGUUUAUGAAAAAAGUAUUGGUCUUGCAUUCUACCCAGUUUUAUUUCCUCACGUGCUCUGGUUGCCAGGCGAGAUCGCUCAUUCCACCCACUCAGCCAGGCAGGGCCAAAACAGACUGAUUAGGUUCCGCCAAACAUCACAUCGAUAGCUAAAAGGCCAGGCAUGUAGAUUUAACCUGUUGUGGGUAUGGAACAUUUCUGGGAUCUUUUAUUUCAGCUCAUGAAACAUUCACAUGGGUGAUUCGACCCUGAAGAGCGACAUGAAGCGGCAAAGACAACUCUGCAUCGCCGGCGCCAUUUCUACGUUGUGACUUUUUCUCUGCAAUGACCUCCAGAGCAUUUCUACCAAUCGCGUCAUUCACCGGGGUCCUGCGACAUUCAAUUUUAUCAAGCGGCAGCCAGGCUCCUGGCGUUCUGUUGGCUGUUCACCCGAGCAGCGACACUAAAGCUGCCAGUUGGAAGCGAGAUGCUUUUUCGUAGAUAUUAAGAUUCCCAAAUGUGCAAUAAAAAUACAAUAGUCAUUAAUACUCAAAUGACAUCAUCAGUACUGACAAUUCAUGUAUAUAAUAAAGCAACGGAUUCAGUAUAACUUGUAAGGUAGUGUAUAACUUUAGUGAUGAAUAAUAUAGUCAUUUUUUUCCAUAAAGGUUGUGGCGAUAUACUGUUAUCUGGUGGCAACUAGAAACAAUUGCAUAAUCUCAUUUUAUUGGUCACAUACAUAUGGUUAAUAUUACAAACUGAUGGUCCUUGAAAAUAAAUAUUCGUGCUUGAGAAAGUACUUAAGUCCUUGAAUUUGACUUGCCACUGUCUGUAUGAAUCCUGUCUCUCUCUUUUGCUACCUGUCUCUCGCUGCAUUUCUCGCUGCAUUUCUCUCUCGCUGCAUUUCUCUCUCGCUGCAUUUCUCUCUCUCUCUCGCUGCAUUUCUCUCUCUCGCUGCAUUUCUCUCUCUCCCUGCAUUUCUCUCUCUCCCUGCAUUUCUCUCUCGCUGCAUUUCUCUCUCUCUCGCUGCAUUUCUCUCUCUCGCUGCAUUUCUCUCUCUCGCUGCAUUUCUCUCUCUCGCUGCAUUUCUCUCUCGUUGCAUUUCUCUCUCUCUCUCUCGCUGCAUUUCUCUCUCUCUCGCUGCAUUUCUCUCUCUCGCUGCAUUUCUCUCACUGCAUUUCUCUCUCGCUGCAUUUCUCUCUUGCUGCAUUUCUCUCUUGCUGCAUUUCUCUCGCUGCAUUUCUCUCUCGCUGUCUCUCUUGCAUUUCUGAGAGUGUUUCACUGUGGAGAUGGACUAGUGCGUUGCUAUGGAAACUAGUGUGAUACUAUGGAGACAUGAGCGUCCUCUUUUUGCAACUUGUCCCUGAGGUGCCACAACAGGCCAGUGGGACCAACUCUCUGUGUGUGUGUGAUGGUGUUAAUGUUCCCUAACCCUACAGAAAUAAAUGUGUUUUUAGUAUCC